This is a messenger RNA of Priapulus caudatus, 832 nucleotides long. RefSeq lists its product as uncharacterized. Bases 155 to 505 code for a protein of 116 amino acids. NCBI's taxonomy places the organism in Eukaryota, Metazoa, Priapulida, Priapulimorpha, Priapulimorphida, Priapulidae. The record is from RefSeq and is a predicted model, not a curated record. The transcript has 5 exons.
CGAGGAACUGGCUUACAGUCGGACUCGAAGGUGCAGUGCGAGCGGAGCUGUGAGAGCCAGGUCAGAAGAACAGGAAACUAACAAGAGACAAUCAAAUCUGAAAAGGAAACAGAAACAGAGAGGAAGAGAGAGGGGGAUAUAGCGAGGAGGCGAGAUGCGUUACAUUGGUCUGUGGGUGCUUCUCUGGAUGGUUGCCAGCUUACUAAUCAAUGCACGUCGACACCCUCGACCAACGCCAUCAAAGCCGAACAAGGCCGAGGCGGUGUUCGAGCAGCCACUAGGCGCUCCGGGAGGCAAGACCUUGCAGGGAUACGUCAUGCGGUCCGUGCUGGUCAGGUCACAGGUGCAGUGUGUUUCUUUCUGUAUGAGACUAACUGGUUGCCUAUCCAUCAACUAUCAACAUGGCGGCGUAGACAGGAUGAGAACAUGCGAACUCAACAGCAAGAGAGCAGGAUCUGGCCCCGAGAUGGUAGAUGCAGCAGAGUUCAUCUACUACGAAGCGUGAUGCACAGGUGGGAGGAGCGGUUAGCGGUAAACAUGAUGGAUGGAUGGAAGGAUCGAUGGGAAGAAUGAAUUCAUAACGUGAAUACCGCGUAUCCGGCAAGAAUCUACAGUCACUCGUGUGUUAGAAGACAGGUCGAUUGAACAGACACCUGUCUAUAAAGGACAUUUUUGGCAUUUCUGUUGAGUGUCAGGCCCGUAGCGCGCAUUCAGGAAGGGUGGAGCCUUUUCAAAGCAAAUUAACACAACUUUAAAGUGUCUCUAUUCGUUGUAAUUUAAUUCAGAGUUCUUUUAGAGGUUUACUUUUUAAAUUGCUUACUUAUGAAAACCA